AUGGCUCGCGUGACUCGAUCGCGAAAAAUAAAUAUCGCCGAAGACAAUACUGCCAUUGCAACUCAGGAACCAUUACUCGACAUUUCCGCGAAAGGUCAGCCUUUGACCGAACUCACCAACCACGAAGGGGGGGCCGAUACUAUGACCGUGGAGGGCUCUUCUAUUCCUGCCCAAUUAAAGCAGUUAAAAGCCGCCUACCGAGAUGCCAUUAGCUCUGGAAAGAGGAUUAGAAAGCCUAGGAAUAAGAGGACGGGUCACCAAGAAGAACAACGGGAGGCAGUUGACGAAGGACAUACUGUGGAAAAUGGGGAAAACCAACCAGAAAAUAUCGACUCUGAGGCCGUCUGCCCACCAGCUCCGGCCAUUGAAGGUAGCGUGGCUUCUCUCCUCAAUAACUCAACCACCGUGGAUCUAACAGUAGGGUUAUUAGUGCAUCAGGCACCAGACCCUCUAGCAACAACGAGACGAGCAACCCGACAGCAAUUGGCAAAGCAACAAGUAGGUCAGUAUUAUUCGUCAGUUUUACUACGUAGGUAUGGUCCAUCUUCGAUGAAUGAGCGCCGCCAACCGGACUAUUCUCUCAUUACUUCACUUUUUGGAGGUCGUCGUGCUGGGUCCUCUCGAGCUCGGAAUGUCCCAAUCGAUGAUAAUACCACCCUCCAUGAUAUAACGCCGACAUCUACAGAGGCCUUGGCUGAUUAUUAUUUAUAUUUAGCUGAGGAUGCAGGAAUAAAAUCUACACCAGAAGUCAAGUCUCUGUUCAGGCUAGGUGACCAGACUCGGGAAGACUCCCUCUCGUCAGAAGACACCAUUCAGGAUAUGGUGGCGGAGCCAAAUGACGCUAUUAGGACCCAACUUAAAUCGCCAGUUAAGACACUCGAAGAAGUCGAACGUUCUUGUGGAGAACAAAAUGAUUCAACUACCGCCGAUAUCAGCGAUGAGGAUUCUUUUAUCGAACAGAUUACUUGUCGAUCGCCAGCAAAGCCGGUCUCCCGCAUUGAAGACUCAGUUGAAGCUCUGGACAAGCUCGAAGAAGCUAUCGAUGCUCUUGACCAAGCUGCACUGGCCGAACAUAUAGUCUCGCCCGAGAAGAUAAGAGCAAAAGCCCGGCGAGGAGAAACUUCAACACAGCUUGGUAGCAAGGCUCAGCGAGAUCAAAUAAUGGCAUCGCAUAAUGCCCUCGCUCAGGCUACUCACGAGUUAAGACCAUCGAAGCAGAAGUCACAAAACGCCGGUUAUGCUUCCAUGCGAGUGAAAUCAACAGCGCCAAGGCAACCACCUAAUCUUAAGAAAGCUACCUCGAUGACAUUCCACCCAGUUGUCGCCGAGAAUAAAAAACUAGUCGUCGCGCAAAGGAAGGUAGAGUCGGCUUCCAAAGCACCCCCCAAACGUCCAGUUAGUCUUCUCCCGCCAAAGCAGCCUGCCAAAUCAACCAAACCGCCUACCCGCCCGACAUUUGAGCUCCCAGGGGAGGCUAUUUCUCGUAGGUUGAAGGAACAACGGGAGGCUCGUCUUGCGCAACGAGAGGCUAAUGAAGAUGCUAUCGCAAAAACCGUCACCGCUCCCAAAGCCACCACGCCCUAUAAGCCGCCGACCAAGCCGACUUUCGAGCUUCCUGGAGAGGCAAUAUCGCGAAGGAAAAGAGAAGCUCAUGAAGCGCGUCUUAAAGCGCAAGAAGAAGAAGAGCGCAAGCGUCGUGAGUUCAAAGCUAAACCAGUCCGGAAAAGCAUCGUGCCCGAGCAUAUGCCUCGUGGUAAUGUUGCAAGCCGUGCUCGACAGAGUUACAUUGGCCUCGAUAAUAUGGAAGCCGGUGAACUUUCGGUAACCAAGAGAAAUUCUGUGGCCGUUGCUCGUCGUGUAUCGCAGCUGCUCAACCAACCCAACAUAUCGGCUCCUCGUGCUCCCGGAUCGAAGGGACAGCCAACUCGCAAGCCCUCCACAACAAGUGGUCCUUCCAUGAGCGGUCUUACUUUGCAACGAACUGUCUCUACCAAAGAGGUCCAAAUUCAGCGUCAACGUGCCAAGGAGAUUUAUAAUCGAGAUGCUAGAUUGACAGAAGACAUAGAAAAGGAGAGGCUGGAACGUGAGGCUGCUGCUAAGCGCGCAAGGGCAGAGGCUGCUGAGCGAGGGCGCCAGGCUAGCAGAGAGUGGGCAGAGAGACAGAAGGUAAAGAAGCUAGUUGAGGCUGGUAAGGGUAUGGUUCCUGAUAAUAGUCCAGCUAGCCAAGCGGGAUUGAAGGGAUAA
This is a messenger RNA of Venustampulla echinocandica, 2244 nucleotides long. RefSeq lists its product as uncharacterized. Lineage: Eukaryota; Fungi; Ascomycota; Leotiomycetes; Helotiales; Pleuroascaceae. Bases 1 to 2244 code for a protein of 747 amino acids. The transcript has a single exon. The record is from RefSeq and is a predicted model, not a curated record.